Molecule: messenger RNA, 1290 nt
Organism: Numida meleagris (helmeted guineafowl)
Lineage: Eukaryota; Metazoa; Chordata; Aves; Galliformes; Numididae
Gene: UBE2V2
Product: ubiquitin conjugating enzyme E2 V2
Exons: 5
Coding region: 248-565 (105 amino acids)
Biological process (GO): protein K63-linked ubiquitination; DNA damage tolerance
Cellular component (GO): nucleus
Source: RefSeq, a predicted model, not a curated record
UGGCUGGAUCCACAGGAAGAAUAGCUUUUUGCUAAAUGAGUGUGCCAGUGCAGCUAAUUGAGGAGUCCAGUCAGUGCAAGAGUGGGAGGGGGGACCUCUGCUGGCAGUGAGCAGCUGAGCUCAGCUGCAUGGGAAGGCAACAGCAGUUAAAGUACCUCGUAAUUUUCGCUUGUUGGAAGAACUUGAAGAAGGGCAGAAGGGAGUAGGUGAUGGUACAGUAAGCUGGGGCCUUGAAGAUGAUGAAGAUAUGACACUCACCAGGUGGACAGGCAUGAUCAUUGGGCCACCAAGGACAAACUAUGAAAACAGAAUAUACAGUCUGAAAGUAGAGUGUGGACCUAAAUAUCCAGAAGCACCUCCUACAGUUAGAUUUGUAACUAAAAUUAAUAUGAAUGGAAUAAAUAAUUCCAAUGGAAUGGUGGAUGCACGGAGCAUACCAGUGUUAGCAAAAUGGCAAAAUUCUUAUAGCAUUAAAGUUGUACUUCAAGAGCUAAGACGUCUAAUGAUGUCCAAAGAAAAUAUGAAGCUUCCACAACCUCCAGAAGGACAAACUUACAACAAUUAAUUUUAGCUGAUCUCAAACUUCUGUCUUAAAACAACAACCUUCUACUCAUGUUAAUGUCUUGAUUAAAUCUCACAAUGCAAACACCCACACAUUAAAAGAAUUUCAGCUGGUAUACAUGACCUGGACAUUUGUAAGAAUAUAUAUAAUAUAUGUAUGCCCAAUAUGUUUUCAGGCACUAUGGGAGAAAAAGGCAGCACAAUUAUUUUUUUCUCUUACCAAGGCACUGUCAUUUAAGCAUAAGCCUGAAAUAGCCUAAAAUUGGAAUUCAGGUUUUACAAGAUGAAAGCAUGACAGGAAGUGUCAGAUUGCUGUGGAAUAAUAUAUGUUUCUGAAAAUAAUCUCUUGAGAAGGCAAAAUAUAAAUGGCAUGCUUUAUCCAUCUUGCUUAGUAAAAGAGCUGCAGUUAAAUUUUGUUUUAAAGUAGCAGGUACAGUGAAUACCGUUGCUCAUCUUGUUUAAUUUUGCAAGGGUGUGGGUACCGACUACUAGUAGUGUCACAAAGUAUGUUCAGGAUUGUUUUGAUACCUGUAUUUAUAAAAUGGGGGGAUUAAUUUCUGUUAAGCAGCUCCUGUGUGUUACAUGUAUCGGACAUGGCAAAUAUUUGUUUACAGUCUUUGUUCUAAUAAACCAUGCAUUUAAGUUUUAGUGAAACAAAGGAAAUGUAUGGAUAUGUGAUUGAGAUUAAAGUUAGUCUUAAAAUGUAAAUAAAAUGUGGAAAGUGUCUGA